CUAGACUUAGAUUAAUUAAAAUCACUUUCAGAUUGAACUAAUCAAUGGUUUUGAUGAUAAUAGUAUUAGGUGUGCAAUAAAGAAAAUGAAACAAUUUUUACAGACAAGAAUUUGCGCUCUGGCAAUUUUUCUUUUGUUCAACAAGCCGGCAGUUCCACAAGAGUUAAAUGUGAAAUGCCCUUCAUUUACUCACUUUUCAAACGGGCGAAUAAUUUGUUCCAAUUCCAACAACAUCGGUUCUAUUUGUUAUUUCUAUUGCAACGAAACUUAUGAGCUUAAUGGUGAUUCAAACACUGUUUGCCAUUCUGGCAUUUGGUCUAAUUCGAAACCAUCAUGUUUUAGAAGUUUUUCUACAGAGCCACCUAUAUUGUGUCACAUCCUCCAAAGUUUCAGCAAUGGUGAAGUAUCAUGUACAAAUGGCAACCAUGCUGGAUCAGUUUGUUCUUACACUUGUUUUCUUGGCUAUAAGUUGGUUGGCAACCAACAGACAGUUUGUCAUUUUCAAGGAUGGAGCGCAACACCACCUGUGUGCAAAAAAAGCACGCAAGUUGCUGCAAGAAUAGGCAGCUGCACCCCCCUUCAACACCCCUUUCAUGGUCACUUUACUUGCUCCAAUGCUUACCAUUUUUUGUCAAGCUGUAUUUUCUCAUGCCAAAACUAUUACAAGCUUAAAGGAAGUCCGAAUACUAGAUGUUUAUACAGUGGUUGGACAAAUCAACCACCUCAAUGCACUAGAGAUUUAGCAAUAAAAGGAAGAAACACAUUUUGUGCCUACGAACCAUAUCCUCUUGCUUCGAGGGUUACCUGUACUGAUGCAAGAAAUAGUGGUUCUGUGUGUACAUAUACUUGCAUUGAAUUGUUUGAACUAAGUGGAUCAGCAACUCGUACUUGCGUGUCUGGAUCCUGGGACAAUCCACAACCGUCCUGUUCAGCUAUGACGUCCAGUAUUCCUGCUGGGGGAUGUUCCCCUAUUCCAUUAGGCCAAAGUGUUGAGCAAUCAUGUACAAACGGUAUUUCAGCUGGUUCGGAAUGCACAUUUUCAUGCAGUACACCCACUCUUACUUUGAAUGGUAUUGACAAAACCACAUGCUAUAACGGACUGUGGUCAGAGAGUAGUUAUCCUUUUUGUACUGUUCAAACUUCUUCUGCAUGCCCAAGUAUUACCAAUGGCCCUGGAGUACAAAUGUCAUGUUCAGACGAUUAUAAUGCUAACUCGAUAUGUAGCUUCACAUGCGCAGGUGAUCGUACUUUGUCUGGGCCCGAAACAGUUACUUGCCAGCAAUCGUAUUGGACCGAACCUUCUCCUAUAUGCCUUGCAUCACUUGGUUGUCAAGUUCUGGCAAACCCUGCAAAUGCCCUACUGAGCUGUACAAAUGGAAACAGCAUAAACUCAGUUUGUACAUUCUCAUGUUUACCCCCAUAUAAAAUGAAUGGGGAGCCAAUUAUCACUUGCCAAUCCUCAAGGUCUUGGGUUCCUGAUCCUCCUGCUUGUUACACUCCAUCAUGUUCCAUACUAACCAGCCCUGCUGAUGGUCUAGUUAGCUGCUCCAAUGCCAACUCAUUUGAGUCAGUAUGUACAUUUACAUGCAACGAGGGUGCAUCUCUAACAGGGGAAGCUGUUCUUACAUGCAGCAAUGCUGGGAAAUGGUCACAUCCAAAACCAACUUGUUCUGGCAAGUGUUCAGAGUUGGGCGAACUGGAAAAUGGUCAGAUAUCUUGCGCAAAUGAAUACAAUGUUGGUACAGCUUGUGUUUUCUCAUGUGCGGAUGGUUAUAGUGUUCGUGGUGAACCAGUGACCACAUGCACUCCUGAAAAAACAUGGUCAGACCCCCCUCCUACUUGUUUUAACAGAGAAAGCGUACGUUGCCAUCCCUUGCUAUCGGAGCUUUUCAAGACAGGUCUCACCUGCACAAACCUCAACAAAAUUGAUUCAACAUGUGAUUUAAAAUGCGAAGACGGAACCUCGCAGGAGAAGUUUUUCUGUCGUGAAGCUGUAAAUGACGACGGUGCUGCAUGGUUCCACAAGGAUGCAUGCGAAGCUGGAGGUGACAAUUUUUGGUUUUUACCACACUAAAAAUUUUAUAAACGUUUCUCGUAGCAUAGAAUGAGACCAUAUUUUUAAUUUUUUUUUUGUAAAAUCAGGAGGGGCACUUUUGAAAUGUAGUUACAUUGUUGUUGUCAAACAUGGCCAUCCUCAUUAAAUAAUUUAGUUAAUUUAUUGAAUUCAAUAUACUUUCUUGUUUAGGAACUUAACCAAUUUUAAGCUAUUAAAGGUGGGUGCUAAA
Ciona intestinalis (vase tunicate) is the source of this 2285-nucleotide messenger RNA. The record is from RefSeq and is a predicted model, not a curated record. Lineage: Eukaryota; Metazoa; Chordata; Ascidiacea; Phlebobranchia; Cionidae.